This is a messenger RNA of Dromaius novaehollandiae (emu), 4245 nucleotides long. It is a transcript of the gene IKZF3, whose product is annotated as IKAROS family zinc finger 3. Bases 149 to 1732 code for a protein of 527 amino acids. The record is from RefSeq and is a predicted model, not a curated record. Gene Ontology annotation, biological process: regulation of transcription by RNA polymerase II. The transcript is spliced from 8 exons. Gene Ontology annotation, cellular component: nucleus. Gene Ontology annotation, molecular function: RNA polymerase II cis-regulatory region sequence-specific DNA binding; DNA-binding transcription activator activity, RNA polymerase II-specific. NCBI's taxonomy places the organism in Eukaryota, Metazoa, Chordata, Aves, Casuariiformes, Dromaiidae.
AUUUGAAUAUUUUUGCUCACUUUGGCUAUUGGUGUAGAACACAGGAUGGUUAAGGAUAGGUUUCAAAGCAUAUGAAUUUUACUUCUGCUUUGUAAAUGACCAUCGUGCGUCAGCUGCAAUAUACACAGGAGACAAGUAGAUUCUUUCCAUGCACCCUAGUCAGUGGAUCUCUUUGAAGUUUGGGAAGACUAACGUAUUAUACUCACAGGCAGGUAUGGACCUAAGUAAUUCUCAGGAACAGCCAAUGGCUGCAGAAGGACAGGAGGUUUUGAAAGACUGUAAUUUGAACAAAUCCCAGGAAAUGGCAAGUAUGGAUAAUGUGGAGGAGAUGAAGGAACACAAUGAGUCUAAUCAAGAAGCAGCAGAUGAUGUGGUUAAAGUGAAAGGUGAAUACAAUGAAAGAGAGGAGAGUGCUUUAAAUUCAGAGCCUAUGGAAAAUGCAGAAGAAUCUGAAAUACCUUACACCUAUCCCAGAGAAUAUAAUGAAUAUGAAAGCAUUAAACUGGAAAGACAUUCUGGUUCAUACGACAACAUCAGGCAAGCUAGUGGAAAAAUGAAUUGUGAUAUCUGUGGAUUAGCCUGCAUUAGCCUCAAUGUCUUGAUGGUUCACAAGCGUAGCCACACUGGUGAACGGCCAUUCCAGUGUAAUCAGUGCGGAGCUUCCUUUACUCAGAAGGGUAACCUCCUCCGCCACAUUAAACUACAUACAGGGGAAAAACCUUUUAAAUGUCAUCUUUGCAGUUAUGCCUGCCAAAGGAGGGAUGCGCUAACAGGUCACUUAAGGACACAUUCUGUGGAAAAGCCAUACAAAUGUGAGUUUUGUGGAAGAAGCUACAAACAAAGAAGCUCGUUAGAGGAGCACAAGGAGCGGUGUCGUACUUAUUUGCAGAAUGCUGGCAUGUGUGAGACUGCAAACGUGGAGGCAAGGCACAUCAAGGCAGAGAUGGGGAGUGAAAGAGCCCUUGUGCUGGACAGGCUAGCAAGCAACGUGGCAAAGCGAAAAAGCUCAAUGCCUCAGAAAUUUAUUGGUGAGAAACGACAUAGUUUUGAUGUUAAUUAUAAUUCAAGUUUCAUGUAUGAAAAGGAAAGUGACAUAAUGCAAGGACGUAUGAUGGACCAGGCCAUAAAUAAUGCCAUCACCUACCUUGGGGCCGAAGCCUUGCGCCCUCUUGUGCAGACACCGCCAGCUCCCACUUCUGAAAUGGUCCCUGUCAUAAGCAGUUUGUAUCCCAUACCGCUGACCCGCUCCGAAAUGCCAAACGGCACCUCACAAGAUGCAGAAAAGAGCCAUACCCACCUGAGAGACAAAAGCUUGUCUUCCGAUAGAGGCCUUUCCCCAAACAACAGUGGCCAAGACUCCACAGACACUGACAGCAACCAUGAGGAACGGCAGAAUCAUGCCUUCCAUCAAAGCCAAAUGAUCCCCCCUCAGGCCCGUAACGGCCUCCAAUCCUUGAAGGAUUUCCCAAGGCCAUAUGACAUAAUCAAGCCACCUGCCAUAUGCCCACGUGAUGCCUUUAAGGUCAUCAAUAAGGAAGGGGAAGCUAUCGGGGUCUACCGGUGUGACCAUUGCCGCGUCCUCUUUCUGGAUUAUGUGAUGUUCACCAUCCAUAUGGGCUGCCAUGGAUUCCGUGAUCCUUUCGAGUGCAACAUGUGUGGGUACAGAAGCCAUGACCGAUAUGAAUUCUCCUCACAUAUAGCACGAGGGGAGCACAGAGUAAUACUGAAAUAAAAGGAUUGAUUUUCUGAUAUCAAAGGAUUUGUUUUAGACUGGCGGGAGGGUUGUUUGUUUGUUUUUAAUUAGUAUAAAGAAAUUUCUUGAAUAUUUUUCUAUGCCAGUUUUUAAAUGAUCAAUGUCAGAGGGAUGGUUUUGUUGUUGGUUUUUUGUUUUGGGGUUUUUUUUAACAAGUAAUUCAUUGUUCUGUAGCAUCUGUGCCUAGCUGCUGUGGUGAGUGGUACUGUAUAAAUACCAGAAGUAGAGAGAGAGAUUUUAUAUGAACUUUAUUUUUGUGAAAAUUAAUAGCAACUUAAGAUGUUUUUUAAUUUUUAACGUGUAUUUGUUUUUAUAGUGUUUGCUUUAACUCUGCACGGAAGUGUUUUAUUCUCUACUGCCAUUUUGUCUGGUUGGGCAGAUGUAUAGUCAGAAGUACAUAGGAAGAGCAUUUUCUCGCUGUUUCGAUUCCUAUGGUCUUAAAAUGGCUAAUCACUGAAACACAGAAAACAUGUAUUUGGGGAGGGAGUAUUAAUUCAUUUUUAAUGGUUUUCCCCUGAGCCUUAAAGAGCAUGUGGUCCCACCACACUUUCAUUUUUCUUACCUCUCUGUUCACUUUCUUUAAAGUCACUCCCCACGUACAUCUUAGUAAUAGCAAAAUAAGAAAUAAGACUUAUUUGGGGGUUGGGGUUUUUAAAUUGUAUACAUUUGGAAUAUCCAGUGAGCUCAUUGGUUGGCUUGUCCCAGCAGCCUGGGGAAAAUCCUGAUUUUUGCUGAUGGGAAGUGCUUCUUUCUAGUGGGUGCUCAGUAAGAGAACGAGACUGUGCUGUGACUUGUGUCCCUGCCUUGCUCCUGCUCAAGUCUAGCAGCAGAACUUGCAGUUGUUCCAUCUGGUCCAUGCUCAGCUCUAAAAGGGCAACGGGAAGGCAAAGUCCCUGCUGGCAGAGUGGAGCGUGUGUUGGACUCGGAGCAGGAGUCCCCGUGUCCUGGCAGUAGAUACCGUGAGAAUCUUCACGUAUGAAUGUGUGGGAGCUGACAGUUCAAUCACGCUGUCUGGUUUUACACGGGGAUAUCCCUCUGAGUGAAAUGUGCUGUUUUGCAAAAUGAGUAUUUACAAUUACUUUGAAGCUGGUUUUAAAAAUAGUUCUUUUAAUCUAAUCAUUGUUCUGCAGCUGUAUUAUUAGUCACUGUGCUGAAGAUAUGAAUUUGAUAACAGGUUUGCUGAGUGUAUGUUUAUUCUUUACAAGUUUUUUUUUAUAAUGUAGAGUUAGAUGUAUUCUGAUGGACUUUUUGCAUCCAUUGUAUAUUUUGGUAUCAACGUUCCUUUUGUACUUUUUCAAUGUUACUGCGCCGGCCAAUAUCCAUGGUGUUUCAUCUGUUUCCUUGAAGCAAGGCUGGGGCGUAGAGAGCUGAAUGAGGUGCCAAGGGAUGCUGCGUUCCAUUUCUGCCGCAGACCUGGGCUCUUUCUCUUACCUUAGGCCAGACACUUUCUUUCUCCCUGAUUUUUAAGGUAGAAAAAAGGAAAUUACAUUCAUUUUUUUCUGAUAGGAAUAUGUCUGAAGAAGGAUAAAUUAGUUUGCAAGAGUGCUUUGAUAUCUAAAGUACCAUAGAAGUGCUAGAUUCUGCUUAUCUUUGGGGGGGAGUAAGGAAAAAUAUUUUGCUAACAUGUUCGAUAUUAUGUGCAUAGUUAUAAAAUAGCUUUAAGAUCUUUUCCAGUGGCCAUUUUCUCACGAUAAGGCACAUAUUAGUUAGCAGGACAGAUGUUUGUUCUUCUCCCUAAUAAAUAUCCAUUGUCGCAGCAUGACAAAAAAACCCUUCUUUUGAGUGACUUCUGAGGUCGCAGUUUCACAAAUGGUUUAACCAGCCAUCUGAGGACUGCCUUUUGGGCAAAAGUCUAGACUUGGAGUGGCUUAAGCCAGUUUCCUGUUUCAUUUAGUGUAAAUUGUUAAAUAAUUCCAUGUCUAAUGCUGAAGAGGGUUGCAUUUUCAUGGGGAAAGCAACCGAGUUAUAUGCGUCGUGACUGGUGAAAAUGCUCCUCAUGGUUCAACAGAAAUGAAUAAGAUUGCACAUAGUAAAACGUAACUUUGUCGUUUGCACAGGAAGCUCCUCAGAUUGCUGAAUCUGUGUUGUGCAACACCACCAGUUUCUUUCUCACACCGCUACCGAAUCCUUGAAAAUACUCUUCAGAGCUUACUCUCCCACUCUUCACUUACCGCCAGGCAGGGCUUCAGCCACCUACCAUUGCUUUCCAGAUAAGGUGAGCAAUCAACCACUGAGCCUCCGAAAAGUUCAACAUGAGCAAUACUGCCAGGUUUUUGAAAGGAAAGGCAGAGGUUUUCACAGCAUCUGCCCUAGAAGGCACCAUUUUCCCACCGCGACUCGGGCAGGGUAAUGUUUUCAAGACAUGCUGAACCAAAAGCAGUUCCUUGUACUGUCUGCAGUUAAUGAGUGAUAACGUUGUUGCAGCUCUGCUGUUGAAUAAUCGCAUGUUGUUGAAUCUCAACCCAGUCGUUUAUUAAAACAAUGUGUUUUUA